Scatophagus argus is the source of this 5525-nucleotide messenger RNA. RefSeq names its product calnexin (gene canx). The transcript has 15 exons. The coding region runs from base 156 to 1991 and encodes 611 amino acids. Gene Ontology annotation, biological process: protein folding. Gene Ontology annotation, cellular component: endoplasmic reticulum; endoplasmic reticulum membrane. The record is from RefSeq and is a predicted model, not a curated record. Gene Ontology annotation, molecular function: calcium ion binding. Lineage: Eukaryota; Metazoa; Chordata; Actinopteri; Scatophagidae.
CCUUUGACCAAUCUACUCUUGACAGUUGACAGGAAGCGUCAAACAUUAGUUUGCAAUAACCAAUCAGUGACAGGUGAAGGCGGGUUCUGCCCGCUAAUAUCCCACGUGACCCUUCCCAGUAGUUCCCAGGCAGUCACACAGGCGAGCUGGAGACUAUGGAUCAGAGGGUUGGGUUGUUCGUUCUUCUGGCAGCAGGCCUUCUCUGCCUCAGUUUAGCCCCUGUCUCUUGGGCAGAGAACCUGGUUGAGGAUGAUCUGACUGACGACAUGGAUGUGGAGGACGAGCAGGAUCUGGGCUUGACUGGAACGGAGGAGGAGGAGGAGGAUGAACUAGAGGGGGACCAACAAGAUGAGGUGCCACCUGCUCCUAAAACUCCUCCAACACCAAAGGUGACCUACAAGGCUCCAGAACCGAUGGGGGAACAUUUCAUUGCAGAGUCCUUUGAUCGGGGGACACUUGAUGGCUGGGUAUUAUCCAGUGCCAAGAAGGAGGAUGCUGAUGAAGACAUUGCAAAGUAUGAUGGUCAGUGGGCGGUGGAGGAGAUGAAGGACAGUAAGCUGCCUGGAGAUAAAGGUCUUGUCCUGAAGUCUCGAGCCAAGCAUCACGCCAUCUCAGCCCAGCUGCUGCGACCUUUCACUUUUGACACCAAGCCCCUCAUCAUCCAGUAUGAGGUGAACUUCCAGUCUGGUAUUGACUGUGGUGGCGCCUACGUCAAGCUGCUGACUCAGACUUUUGACCUCGACCUGGACCAGUUUGUGGACAGAACUCCAUACACAAUCAUGUUUGGACCUGACAAAUGUGGUGAAGAUUACAAACUGCACUUCAUCUUCAGGCACAAAAACCCCAAAACUGGAGUGUUUGAAGAGAAACAUGCCAAGAAACCUGAUGCUGACCUGAGAACAUACUUCACAGACAAGAAAACACACUUGUAUACACUAGUGGUGAACCCAGACAACACCUUUGAGAUUCUGGUGGAUCAGAUUGUGGUGAACAGCGGCAACCUGCUGACAGACAUGACCCCCCCUGUGAACCCUCCUGCUGAGAUUGAGGACCCCGACGACCAAAAGCCGGAGGACUGGGAUGAGAGGCCCAAGAUCCAGGACCCCACCGCAGUCAAGCCUGAAGACUGGGAUGAGGAUGCUCCUGCUCAGAUCCCAGAUGAAGAUGCUGUGAAGCCUGAAGGCUGGCUAGACGAUGAGCCUGAGUACAUCAGCGACCCCGAUGCUGUCAAACCUGAGGACUGGGAUGAGGACAUGGAUGGUGAAUGGGAGGCUCCUCAGAUUCCUAACCCUGCCUGUGAGAGUGCCCCUGGCUGCGGCACCUGGAAACGACCAAUGACUGACAACCCCAACUACAAGGGCAAGUGGAAGCCCCCUAUGAUUGACAACCCCAACUACCAGGGUGUCUGGAAGCCGAGGAAGAUCCCCAACCCAGCCUUCUUCGAGGACCUGCAACCAUUCAAAAUGACUCCAUUUAGCGCUUUGGGCCUCGAGCUCUGGUCCAUGACCUCUGACAUCUUCUUUGACAACUUCUUCAUCACCAAUGACCGCAACACUGCUGAACGCUGGGCCAACGAUGGCUGGGGGCUGAAGAAGGCCGCCGAGGGUGCCGCUGAGCCCAGUCUGGCAACUCAGAUGUUGAAUGCUGCAGAGGAACGUCCAUGGCUCUGGGUCAUCUACGUCCUUACUGUGGCUUUACCGCUUGUCCUCAUCAUUGUUUUCUGCUGCACUGGCAAGAAAAAGAGCCCAGCAACACCAGCAGCAGAGUACAAGAAGACAGAUGAAGCUCAGCCUGACGUAAAGGAGGAAGAGGAGGAAAUGGAGGCCACUGAAGAGGCAGAGAAGAGCAGUCCAGAUGCAGAAGAGAGGAGUGAUGGAGAAGAAAUUCCCGAGGAGAAGGAGGAAGCAGAAAAGGAGGCAGCAGCUGAUGAGAAGUUGGAGGAUGAUGUUCUGCGGAGAUCUCCCAGGAACAGGAAGGCUAGAAGGGACUGAUAUCUCUGAAUUCAGCCUUGAACCCAACAUCCCAACACCACACUCUCCUCCCCUCAUCCUCCUCCUCUUCUUUUUCUACACCUCUGCUCCACGGCGAUGAAGCCUAAAUGGAACCCGUUUGAAGCAGUGAAGCCCGCAGGAAACUAAUCAAGACCUCCAAAGUCGAUGCGUGAUGAUGAUGAUGAUUCCAGUAUGAACAGAACUGAGUUAAUUUGAUUGAAAGGAUUUUUGUUUUUGAAUGAGAUUAACAGAGAUUAACUAAAACUUCCUGCAUCAUUCCUUCACAACACCUGAGCAGACUCGAACAUAUGGGAUCAGGGUGUCCCAUACCAUCCCGUCUGACACACUGCCCGCUGCUCACCACCCUGAGCCAGCAAGUGCCCCGCCCUACCGACAGCUUGCUAAUUAGCUCUCAGCAACUUGCUAAUCAAUCUCUCCUGACAGAUGGAUGUUUGGCUAUCAACAGUUAGUCUACAAUCUGAGGUAGCCUACCACAAUCCUGCUUGGGCUACUAACAGACUGCUUAUUAGUCUAAUAACUAAGCCAUGAGAAGUAUGUUGUGUAAUUCCCUGAUUAUUUGUUGGAUAUUUCUUCCACAAGUCUUGUUAACAUGCUGAUAACUAGACUAACAAAAGGCAGGUAACUAGACAAACGGUCAACAACAUGAAACCAAAACUCUUGUCAGGUAGCUUGUUCAAUAGACAAUAAAGUAAUUUGCUUGUCUUCUAAUUCAGCCAACUACCAGAAAAUUCACCAACCAAAGGUCUUGCCAGUUAGAUACCAACAAGCUGGUAAUUAGCCUGCAAAUACUGUGAUUGAAGUAUAGCCUACUGUGAUCCCACCUGGCCCACAAACAUGCUUAUUAGUGUUAGCAGGCUGCUAACAAACCCACAUAUAAUGCAGUUCACAUACCAACGACUAGUUAAUUAGCCUACUAAAAGCUAAAUUCACCUAACAGUUGGCUUGUUUGCUUUUAUAAAUCAAGCCCCCACAACUUGCCACUGAGUGAGCAUGCGUUUUUGUUUUUUUUUUUUUAAAUGGUAACUAAGAGUACUUCAGCUAACAGAACUUUGACUUCCUUUUUUAUGUCUCAUUUUCUUGCCAUGGCAGCUCCUUUGGAAACACACCGCUCUCAUGUUUUCUCUUUAGUGUUUCUACUGUGUUUUCUUGUCCUGAUGAUGGCAGGGAAGGUCAGAGAUUGCCCAGGGGAAAACCACAGAGUCUAAAAUGGUUGGACAGAAAGCAUCAGAGAACUUAACUGUAAAUGUAGUCUUCAGCUGAAGGUGAGUGACAGACUGGUCAGACCGGUUCCUGGCUUUGCACACUGAGUAUUUCUCAGUCAUAGGUGUUGACUAAGCAUGAUGACGCAGCAGAUGAGCUUCUGAUACCACCUUUGUAUAUCCCUCAGCUUUAAUGCCUCAUACCUCCAGUUGUUGUUGCAGAUACAAGAUUUUCAUUCUUGUAGUCUCUUCAUUGUACUUUCAUUCCAACAACCUUUUCUGCAUUCAGUUGCUCCCCACCCUCCUUUUUCUUGGCGAGGUUUCAGUCCGAACAAACAUGAUAGCAGCUUGCAUCACAGGUUACUACUUCCUGUCCAAUCGAAAACCUGACUCCUGCAAUGAGUUCGGCAGGAGAGGGUUUCUUAACCAAUGUUUCAGCUUGCACACCUCCGGGUGUUUUCUACUUUCUUAACCACCUCUUGUUUCUGUUGGUUCAGUUGCUACCAUCUCAACGUCCCCUUGUUAAUGCCCAUUCUGUCAAAAAAAAAAAAAAAAAAAAAAAAGAGCUGCUGUCAUCGUUGUUCACACUUAAAGCCUGUUGUGUCAGCAGGUGGACAGACAACCAGUCCCUCUCUCAUCAACCCCAUAUGAAAAGAAAACAGCACUGAGGGGGAAAAAAAAACUCAGGCGCUUAAAGCUGUCCACCUGCUGCACAGCAACACCUCCAGACUUCCACCAAUCGCAGACAUCCUUAGAAAGGAAAUCCAUGAAUCCAUGUUGGAGUUUAGCCCCGUGUUUAAAAGGAAUGACAGAGCUGAUUCUUAACUUUUUGACAAAAUCUCAAUCCAAGGUUUAGUUACUAGCUUUUUUCCAGAGCCUGCAGCCACAUCUCAUGGUGUUUGUCCACCUUGAACCAAAAUGUCUUCAUCCCUGAUGGACCUUCUAUCCUUAAGAUCACAUGAUGAUAGCUGAGCAUAAGUUUAUCUGCUGAUGACUGACUGAGUCUGAUCCUAACCCUAACCCUUGUAACUUAAAGUGGGUGUCAUCGUCUGCUGCCAUCAGAGAAGUCUACCAGUCGCACAUUAAAACCAUUCAGUAGUAGAGAACGACAAAUCCUGAGCAAAAUAUCUCAACAGCUGUGGAGCUGAUUGACAUCAGUGAGGUUGGUGAUUCCCUGAUCUUUCCUCUAGUGCCACCAUCAGGACAAACUUUUUCUCCAUUAGUGGUAAAACUCCUAAGAAGGAUUUCAUGAUUAUGGGAAAACAACACUUGAUGAAUAACUCCAUGAACUUUGCCUGUUAAGAUGCCAACUUAAGCUCCAAACCCUUAUCAGUUAUGUGUUUUUAUUCAUCAUGAAAUCAUCUGAGGAUCUGAAAUCUGAAAUAGACCUGGUUUUGUGAAUCUGAAAGUGUGUGGAAAAGGAAAAAUAACUCCCUGUAGCCUCACCUCGUGUGUCUCUGAUUUGUCUGUGUUUGUCCUCGUAUCAUACUCCAGUUUUCCAGACAGUUAAACAACAAAUCUGCUUCUGUCAAAUAUCUGUCCUUUCUGUUUAAUUCAAGUCAGGACUGGCUCUUUCCACCAAUCAUGAGAAAGCUCUGUUGUGAUUGGCGUAUGGGCAAAUAAAAGGGCGGGGAAAAAGCCAGAACUACUGAACUUUAAGAGUCUGUUUGUCUCUGGCUGUCACUGAGUUCAGGUUUUGGGCCUUGAGAUGAGCUGAAGGUCCUUGCUUCCAUUUCAGGUGACCUUUAACUUUUUUAUUUUUCUCCUUCUCUUCCAGUAGAUGCAAGUUAGUUAAGUUUUGGCGGUAAGCUUUGCUGCUUUUAAUCUUUUUGUUCUGUGCUUUCGCUCAAAAGUUAAAGUGUCGGCAUAUGACACUUAAGGACAAAUUGCCUCUAGCAGCAGCAGCAGCAGCAUUUUCCCUUUGAAAAUGUAUGUUUCAGCCAUGCUCAUCCUCCUCUCCGUCUUUUGUUGUUUUUUUUUUUAAAUCUCAGAUGUUUUUUUCCCCCCUCUGGUCGUGUGCGGCUGAAGCUGCCUAGCUAACAGACUAUAGAAUGAACACUGUAUCUGCUGGUGAAACUUUACGUGACUCUGUAACUCUGAACUUUUUAUUUUGUUAACAAUUGUGUUUGAACUAAACUUAACUGUUGGCCCAGCCUGUUUCUGAUGUACACACUAUGUAGAGAGAUGGAUGUGCUGACACGCCACAGGAAGGUCCAACUUUGAAUGGAAAAACUGUGAUGACGGAGCCUGGUGUGUGUCUGGACAAGCUGUCAGCAUUUGUUUUGAUGAAUAAAAAGGCCAAAUGGAAACUGAA